This is a messenger RNA of Cyclospora cayetanensis, 666 nucleotides long. RefSeq names its product angiomotin-like. The record is from RefSeq and is a predicted model, not a curated record. NCBI's taxonomy places the organism in Eukaryota, Apicomplexa, Conoidasida, Eucoccidiorida, Eimeriidae. Bases 1 to 666 code for a protein of 221 amino acids. The transcript is spliced from 3 exons.
AUGGCAGCAGCAGCUGCUGCUGCUGCUGCUCCUCCUCCCGCAGCAGCAGCUGCUGCUGCUGCAGCAAGCUCGGCUGACCACAACCAAGCAGCAGUCCACGGCAAGCCGUCAGUGGCGAUUUGCUGCAGCAGCUGCUGCUGCAGCACCAAGAAGGUGCCGUCUCUCAGCGCCGCUGCUGCUGCAGCCGCGGCAGAGACGCAAGCUCGCUGCAAGGCAGCCUCCUCUUGGGCGGAGGAGGCUGCCUUGCUAGGAGUCGUCCUUUUCUUCCCCGCAGCAAAAACGCGACGCUGGCGCUGCCGCAGCGUGACAAGGACGCUUCCCCACAGCUCAGCAGCGAGCAGCACAAGCGCCAUAGGCGUGCCGACUGCAGCAGCAGCUGCAGCAGCUGCAGCAGCAGCAGCAGCAGCAGCAGGACCUCCCGUGACAGCGCCUCUUGCUCCUGCUGCAGCAGCUUGUGCUGCGCUAACAAAAGGCUCCCCUGUCUCGCCACUGCAAGCCUUCCCCACGAGAUUUACAGCGGGAGCCGCACCCCCCUGCGUCGCGGUAAAGGCAUCCUCGCCAGGCGCCUCGAUAUCCCCCCCCACUGCAAACGCUUCAAGAAAAAAAGAGAGAGAAAGCUUUCACACGCUCACCUCCGCUGCCGCUGCUGUCACAGGAGCUACAUAG